CUUCUAUCUGUGAUUAAGAAGCCAACAUGCCUGGCCUCACCAUUGGAGACUCCCUUCCAAACCUUCAAGUCGAUACCACUCAUGGAGCCAUUAAGCUCCAUGAUUAUGUUGCUGAUUCCUUCACCAUCAUCUUCUCUCACCCUGGUGAUUUCACCCCGGUUUGCACGACGGAGCUUGGCGCGAUGGCUGCAUAUGCCCACAAGUUUAAGGAAAGGGGCGUGAAGCUGUUGGGGUUAUCUUGUGAUGAUGUUCAGUCCCACAAGGAAUGGAUCAAAGACAUCGAAGCCUAUAACAAUGGGAAGAAGGUGACGUACCCAAUCGCUGCUGACCCAACAAGGGAGAUCAUCAAGCAGCUUAACAUGGUGGAUCCAGAUGAAAGAGACUCUUCUGGAGACAUCGUCCCAUCUCGUGCCUUGCACAUUGUUGGACCAGACAAGAAGAUCAAGUUGAGCUUUCUGUAUCCGGCAAGCACCGGGAGGAACCUGGAUGAGGUGAUCAGAGUGGUGGACUCAUUGCUGAAGGCUUCGAAGCACAAAAUAGCGACACCAGCAAACUGGAAGGACGGUGAAGAGGUGGUGAUCGCUCCGAGUGUUUCUAACGAUGAAGCUCGAAAGCUGUUCCCCGGUGGUUUCAAGACAGCUGAUCUUCCAUCCAAGAAGGAUUAUAUACGUUUUACUCAUGUUUAGUAGCUUAAUAUAUAUAUGUAUGUAUGCAGCUAUUACAUAUAUAAAUGACCAUCUGAUGUUGGUCGGGAGUGUCUGUGUCUUUACUGUGUUAAAGAAUGAGUAUACAUGAAUGAAGAUGAAUAAUAAAAUA
Molecule: messenger RNA, 816 nt
Organism: Cynara cardunculus var. scolymus (artichoke)
Lineage: Eukaryota; Viridiplantae; Streptophyta; Magnoliopsida; Asterales; Asteraceae
Product: 1-Cys peroxiredoxin
Exons: 4
Coding region: 27-686 (219 amino acids)
Biological process (GO): cell redox homeostasis; cellular oxidant detoxification
Cellular component (GO): cytosol; mitochondrion
Molecular function (GO): peroxiredoxin activity
Source: RefSeq, a predicted model, not a curated record